Molecule: messenger RNA, 1089 nt
Organism: Homarus americanus (American lobster)
Lineage: Eukaryota; Metazoa; Arthropoda; Malacostraca; Decapoda; Nephropidae
Product: probable inactive protein kinase DDB_G0270444
Exons: 3
Coding region: 1-1089 (362 amino acids)
Source: RefSeq, a predicted model, not a curated record
AUGAUUAUUAUCUCAACCAAGGCUCUCAGCUCAGGGCGUUCAUCCAUGAGUCUCAGCUUAGGGGCGUUCAUCCAAGAGUCUCAGCUCAGGGGCGUUCAAUCAAGAGUCUCAGUUCGGGGCGUUCAAUCAAGAGUCUCAGCUCGGGGCGCUCAACCAAGAGUCUCAGCUCGGAGCGUUCAACCAAGAGUCUCAGCUCACAGUAUGGGUGAACGAGCGCCGGAAGAUAUCAGAGCUAAGGGAGAGGAAGAUAUCAGAGCUCAGGGAGAGGAAGAUAUCAGAGCUCAGGGAGAGGAAGAUAUCAGAGCUCAGGGAGAGGAAGAUAUCAGAGCUCAGGGAGAGGAAGAUAUCAGAGCUCAGGGAGAGGAAGAUAUCAGAGCUCAGGGAGAGGAAGAUAUCAGAGCUCAGGGAGAGGAAGAUAUCAGAGCUCAGGGAGAGGAAGAUAUCAGAGCUAAGGGAAAGAUAUUUGUUUUAUGGAGAGGAAGAUAUCAGAGAGAAGAUAUCAGAGCUCAGGGAGUGGACGAUAUCAGAGCUCAGGAGAGGGGAAGAUAUCAGAUAAGGGAGGAAGAUAUCAGAGCUCAGGGAGUGGACGAUAUCAGAGCUCAGGGAGAGGAAGAUAUCAGAGCUCAGGAGAGGAAGAUAUCAGAGCUUAAGGGAGAGGAAGAUAUUUGUUUGGAGUGGACGAUAUCAGAGCUCAGGGAGAGGAAGAUAUCAGAGCUCAGGGAGAGGAAGAUAUCAGAGCUCAGGGAGAGGAAGAUAUCAGAGCUCAGGGAGAAUAUCAGAGCUCAGGGAGAGGAAGAUAUCAGAGCUCAGGGAGUGGACGAUAUCAGAGCUCAGGGAGUGGACGAUAUCAGAGCUCAGGGAGAGGAAGAUAUCAGAGCUCAGGGAGAGGAAGAUAUCAGAGCUCAGGGAGAGGAAGAUAUCAGAGCUCAGGGAGAGGAAGAUAUCAGAGCUCAGGGAGAGGAAGAUAUCAGAGCUCAGGGAGAGGAAGAUAUCAGAGCUCAGGGAGAGGAAGAUAUCAGAGCUCAGGGCAGAAAGAUAUCAGAGCUAAGGGCAAAAAGAUAUCAGCUCAGAGGGAGAAAGAUAUCAUAA